Messenger RNA from Guillardia theta CCMP2712, 1722 nucleotides. RefSeq lists its product as hypothetical. The record is from RefSeq and is a predicted model, not a curated record. The transcript has 18 exons. Lineage: Eukaryota; Cryptophyceae; Pyrenomonadales; Geminigeraceae. The coding region runs from base 1 to 1722 and encodes 573 amino acids.
AUGGAUGAAGACUUUUGGUCGUUCAUCGAUGGGGUUUUGCCUUCGGACGUAUGCGAUUGCAUGGCAGUAUACGGGCAUGACCACCACCUUGUCAUCUCCCAGGAGGAGAUCAAGGAAAAGCUUUCAACAAAGUAUCUGACGGAGAUUCAUGCUAGUCUUUACUCUCUGACGAGAGCUGCUUCCCCUGAGUACUCAGCCAUGAAAAUUCUGCAUGGGUUGAGGAAACUCUCAGGGGUAAUGAGUGGGCGUGUCGUUGAGCAUCUAGAUCUCAACCUGUUCAAGAAGCUACUUGAGGUUUACAAAUGGAUGGAAUUCAACUCCCCAAAGGCACGAUGCGCAUGUGAAUAUCUCGAAGAAGGCUGCAUGGUUGCUGCAUGGUUGGGUUGUAUGUCUCCAGCUGAAGAGUUGCAUCAAGCGUCAGUCGCGGUGUCCGUCGAGAUCAGCAAGCGAUCCCCAGUCCUGGCCAUCCUUACCAACAUCUUACGGAACGGUGUUGAAAUGCAUAGAAUGAAGGCAGCAGCGAUAUUCAUGCAUCUCAGUAAUUUCACGGGAACCAUCGCGGGUUUCUGUCUGCUGGCCUGGAUCAGCAUCAACGGAGCGCCCUCGAACAAGACCCCAUCUGAAGUUGUGCCACAGCAAAUCUUUGACAUGAUGCUCGAGCUUCUAUCAGCCUCAGUUCGAGGAGAGGAGUUCUGUGGUGUCACCUGGAACCUCAAGGAUAUCUUGAGAAGGGUAGAGACGUUGUUCGAGCUAGACGAACACCGCGUGACAAUGAUCAGCUCAGGGAUGAUCGACAACCUCGUUCUAGUCCAACAGAAGAUAUUCGGGCGGAUUGAUGAAGAAGAAACGGAAACAAUACAAGGGAUUCUGAUCAGAGCGAACAAAUUCAUGCAAACCAACGCCGCAAGGGGAGAUCAUGUCGAUCCCCUCAAGGCUGCCAGCAACGGUCAGGAAGAGAUGAGCUUGCAGCAUAUGAUCAGCUCGUGGGUGAGAACAGGCCAUCCUCACCGGGAGCUUGCGACGAGGUACACGGAGGGAGGGAGUGCCCCGAGGAGCUUGCACGAGAACAAGUGUCAAAGCAUCGACUUGAACGUUGAGAUGGAGGAUCGGCAGGUAAACCCCCCCGACACGAGCCCGAACGUGGUCGACGCAGACAUCGUGAUGAAGUUGAAGUCCCGUGAGGACGAGCGAUCCUGCCAUUCCUUCGUCGAGCCCGUGGGUAAAGGAGCGAGGGCGAGGAUGGGAGGGAGAUUGAUGUUGGCCCCUCCAGAUGAUCAGGCUGCCCGAUCCUUCCUGAGCACUCUGAGAGAGAACGGGAACAGAAGGCCGGCUGUAGAUAAGAUGAGGAACAACAUCGAACACCUCUUGCUCCAUGGGGAGUCGCAUUCACGAUUGCGAGACGCUCACGACAGCAGGAAGAGUGAAAGAGAAAUCGCCGCGCACAGAGCGAACCAAGCUCUUAGCAAGUCUGUCGCAGAGGUAGUCGAUGUACUGCACCGAGACGUGACGAAGAGGAGAUAUCUAUACGAGGCAAUCAUGAAGACGAUUCGAGAUGUGAUUCACUCUUCUCUCACGGACGACCACCUGGCAUCUCCGAGUCCCAAAGCACAUGUUGGUGUUGACUACUACGUCGAGAAGUUCAAUGCUGCACAGCGAGACACGAGGAAAGUGUUGGUGAGAAAGACAAGAUCGGGGUUGACAUCAAUCCCUGUCAUGCUUUAG